Molecule: messenger RNA, 1518 nt
Organism: Mercenaria mercenaria
Lineage: Eukaryota; Metazoa; Mollusca; Bivalvia; Venerida; Veneridae
Product: transcription intermediary factor 1-alpha-like
Exons: 1
Coding region: 124-1518 (464 amino acids)
Biological process (GO): positive regulation of DNA-templated transcription
Cellular component (GO): nucleoplasm; chromatin
Molecular function (GO): zinc ion binding; ubiquitin-protein transferase activity
Source: RefSeq, a predicted model, not a curated record
UUGGAUUAGCAAGAACAUUUAAUUAGCUUAAAAUCCCUAUCGAUGGGCAGUUAUUGUUAUUUUUAAAACACGAGCUACUUAUUGUGACAUGAACAUUUGAAAGUAAAUAAAGAAAAAGUAGAAAUGGAGGUGUCUGGCCGGACAAAAACAUCCGGGAAAACGGACAUUAAAAACGAAAUCCUGUGUCAGCCAUGUAAAGGAGAAGGUGACGAAGUACCAGCGGAAGGAUACUGCGAGAAUUGUAAUGAGUACUUCUGUACUUCUUGUCUCAAGUUUCAUCGAAAAAUGGCGGUGACAAAGAAUCACGUGAUCAGAUCUAAAGACGAAAUGCCGACGACACAAGUUCAGGUCGAUCCGUGCUUGGAACCAUGUGACACCCACAAGACGGAAAUAGUUAAGUAUUUUUGUCAAGAACACAAUUCGGUUGGUUGUGGUGAUUGUAUGGUCAUAGGUCAUAAAGCGUGUAAAGUGCAACUGGUUUCUGAUGUAUCCGGUAACAAAGACAACAGCGGAGAAAUCGAAUUGAUCAAACAAAAGAUAGCGGAUAUUGAGAAGAAAAUAACGUCUGUUCAGCGGGAUAUAAAAAACAACAUAAAAACUGCAGAAGAAAUGAAGACUAAAAUAGUAGAAGAGAUCAAAGUGUUCCGUAAUGAACUUAACAGUUACUUGGACCAAGCUGAAGUGAAACUUUUAUUGGAAGCUGACCAAAUGCAUGCUAAAGAUGUCUCUGCGAAAAAUGAGCUUCUGAAAGAAUGCAAAUCUAUUGAAAAAGAAUUAAAUGCAUUUAAGCAAAAGAUACACCAGUACGCAAAUAAGAUCAACAACCUGUUCGUGACAAUAAAACUUGCAGAGAAAAGACUAGAGACAUGUCAAGAAUUCGCUGCAAGUAUAGUGGCUUCGAAAAGCGUACACAGCAGCAAGAAUACAUUUGAACCCUCCAAAGAACUACAAGCUCUUAAGGCAACACGAUCUCCGAUCGGUUCUCUUUCUACGUGCGCUGCCCAAAUCAAGAAAAGUGUAGAAAAUAUGAAAGCUCUUUUUGUGAAGGAAGUUUAUGUUAGAACUGAAGGUAAGAAUGAAUGCUGGAUAACAGGAAUGGCUUUAAUUUCAUGCAAUGAACUACUGCUCGCAGAUUCCAGCGGUAAACUGAUAACAGUUCUAAAUGUAAAAGAAGGCAAGUUCAGUUCAAGGUAUACUGCGCCCAGUAGACCUUGGGACGUAACUGUUAUUAAUGCAGAUAAAUGUGCGGUAACUUUGCCGGAUGAAGGGAUGAUUCUUUUUCUGAAUAUGAAAUUUGGAUUGUCCAAAAGUCAUACUCUCAAAGUACGGACCAAAUGCAGAGGAAUCGAUCACAUGGAUGGUAUCCUUGCACUGUCCUUUACUUCACCUAUUAGUAUCCAGGUACUAACCAUGAAAGGAGAUAUGUUAUAUAUCAACAACGAUAUAAAUUUACAGUUUCCAGGCGAUAUAGCGUGGAGAAGUCUCGAUGUAUCGUUUAUUUGGAUCACUUGUAAAUGA